Messenger RNA from Saccoglossus kowalevskii, 1072 nucleotides. RefSeq names its product cytosolic Fe-S cluster assembly factor NUBP1 homolog. Gene Ontology annotation, molecular function: ATP-dependent FeS chaperone activity; 4 iron, 4 sulfur cluster binding; ATP binding. The record is from RefSeq and is a predicted model, not a curated record. Gene Ontology annotation, biological process: iron-sulfur cluster assembly. Gene Ontology annotation, cellular component: cytosol. Lineage: Eukaryota; Metazoa; Hemichordata; Enteropneusta; Harrimaniidae.
AUGGCGGCGCCCAAUGUAAACGUGCCUGCAGACGCACCUGAACAUUGUCCAGGUACAGAAAGUAGUGAUGCUGGUAAGGUAUCUGCAUGUGCUGGAUGUCCAAAUCAACAAAUAUGUGCAAGUGGUGAGACACAGGCACCUGAUCCAGCUAUUGAAGUAAUCAAAGGACGCAUGUCAUCAGUAAAACAUAAAAUACUAGUCUUGAGUGGUAAAGGUGGUGUCGGGAAGAGUACUUUCACAUCUCAUUUAGCCCAUGGUAUUGCACAUGAUGACACUAAGCAGGUUGCUGUGUUGGAUAUUGAUAUAUGUGGUCCUUCAAUACCAAAAAUAAUGGGUAUUGAGGGAGAACAAGUCCAUCAAAGUGGGUCAGGAUGGUCACCUGUGUAUGUUGAGGAUAAUCUGGGUGUCAUGUCAGUUGGAUUUUUAUUAGGCAGUCCUAAUGAUGCUGUUAUAUGGAGAGGACCAAAGAAAAAUGGUCUGAUUAAACAGUUUUUACGAGAUGUUGACUGGGGUGAUGUAGAUUAUCUGGUUGUAGACACACCCCCUGGAACGUCUGAUGAGCAUGAAGUUUCACUUCAGGAUGUCAGAAAAGAAAUCAGUUUUUGUCGGAAAGUAAAGCUCCCUGUCAUUGGUGUUGUGGAGAAUAUGAGUGGAUUUGUUUGUCCCAACUGCAAGACUGAAUCUCAAGUCUUUCCACCAACAACAGGUGGUGCAGAGAAGAUGUCAAUUGACAUGGAUGUACCAUUUCUAGGAAAAUUACCCUUAGAUCCACGGAUAGGUAAAUCGUGUGAUGAAGGUAAAUCGUUUUUAUCAGAGGUUCCUGAUUCACCUGCAACACAAGCUUACAAACAAAUAAUUGAAAAAAUACAAGACUUCUGUACAGGCAGUCAACUUAUGGAAACCUGACAUGGACUACUUUGUUUAAUAAACUAUUCAUCUCCAUUUUAACUUGGCACAUGUAAAAUAUAGAGGAAGCCAACAAGUUUGAGGAGAAAUCACAUUUACAUAUUUCAACACUUGUAUAAGGUGAAAUAAUAAAAACGUAAAGGGAAGCAGAGGUCUGCACAUGAAA